This is a messenger RNA of Penaeus indicus, 465 nucleotides long. RefSeq lists its product as uncharacterized. The coding region runs from base 1 to 465 and encodes 154 amino acids. The transcript is spliced from 4 exons. The record is from RefSeq and is a predicted model, not a curated record. Lineage: Eukaryota; Metazoa; Arthropoda; Malacostraca; Decapoda; Penaeidae.
AUGGGAAGAGCUAGCAGAACUACCUGCAGUGGAAGGUCCGAUACAGCAAGUAAGCCUGCAGGAGGUGUCAGCCGUCCUCAAGAAGAUGAAGAAGAACAAAUCCUGAACCAGAAGAUCCGAGAAGCAGUGGAUAUAAGAAACCUGCAGUUUGGCUUUAGACAGGGGAGAGGCAUGAUUGAUGUUGUAUUUUUACUGAGGCAUCUCCAAGAGAAACAUCUGGAAGGCGACAAGAAUCAAUACUAUGCCUUUGUUGACUUGGAAAAGGAUACCUACGAAAGUGUAACCACAACGGUCAGAACGCCACAGGGAACAUCGGAAGAAUUUGAAGUGAAAGUCGGCCUUCACCAAGGAUCAAACCUGAGUCCACUCCUGUUCAUCAUAGUUAUUGAUGUGUGUGUUUACCACAUGCCGACCCACACAGUAUUACAAGAGCCGGAAACAAAGGUUCUGUGGCUUUGUCCUUAG